AUGGUCAACGUUGAUUGUCAAUCGAGGCGAAGUACGAAAAUAUCUGUGAUCAUUUUGGGCGCUGCGCUAUGCUCGGUUAUGAUGGCUUAUUUCGUUUUUGGCGACAAUAACGAUGAACAGGGUUUGAGAAACCUACGAAUGAUAUCAAUAGUUUUUCGGCAUGGCGAGAAGACGCCAAGUUCCUUUUACGCAACUGAUCCACAUUCACUCCAUGACUGGCCAGGCGGUCUGGGAGCCUUGACACAGAGGGGCAGUCAGCAGGCUUAUAACUUAGGUAAAAAUUUGCGUAUGCGUUACUAUCGUUUACUGCCUCCUAACGGUAUAUAUACACAGCAACAGGUGCUUGCUCUAAGUUCAGCUGCUGAGCGUUGUAUUAUGAGUGCGCAAAGUGUCUUAGCUGGAUUUAUGCCACCGCUUGAUCAUAAUAAAGUUUUGCCAAUUCCAUGGCAGCCAGCUGCAGUCAAUGUAAUACCACGUAACGAAGACACGCUUUUGGCACAAAAGAAACCUUGUUUGAAAUAUGACACAAUACUGCAAAAGUUAUACAAGAAUCCUCCGCCCGAUGUGCGACAGCUCAAUGAGGAAAAUGCAGAAUUAUUCAAAUUGCUAACUAAACAUUCAGGCAAGAAUAUAUCUACCCUCACGGAUGUGGAAAUGCUUUACACAACACUAAAGGCCGAAGCUGAAGCAGGAUUAGUGCUACCUGAUUGGACGGAAAAUAUCUAUCCGGAGAAAUUGGAAGCGCUAGCUGCCCGAAGUUACUCCCUUUAUACAGAAUCGAAUUUAAUGAAGAAAGUAAAGGGAGGCGCUUUCUUGGCAGAAAUCAUUAAAAAAAUGGAGAAUAAGCGGAGGAAAAAUUUAAAUCCGGAUCGCAAAAUAUUCUUGUAUUCCGGACAUGAUAUCACAUUGGUGAAUAUUAUGAACACUCUUAGCAUACUGGAUCAAACCGAUGUUUUGCCAAGUUAUGCUUCUGCAUUAUCAUUUGAAUUGCAUCACAGCUCCUUAUUUAAAGACGAUUUCGAAGUAAAAAUUGUUUAUUAUUAUAACAGCGAAGAUAAGUUUCCCAAGGAAAUUCACAUACCGAACUGCAACGUGCCAUGUUCGCUUACUCAAUUCAGUAAUUCUCUAAAUCAUCUGCUUCUUGAUAAUUACGAUGAUACAUGUGAAAAUCCGCUGGCAGACUGCAAAACAUAGAUAUAGUAGCAAAACAUGCAAGAUUUUAAAUUGCUAAUAUUGAUAUUUUUUCAGUCUUAAAUAUAGGAAACACUUGGUAAAUUAACAUAUGUACAUAUACUACAUAUGUAUGUAUAAUACGUGUAUUGAUAUAUCGCCUGAGAAUGUAUGUAAGGUUAUACAAUUGGCAAAUAAUUUGCAUAUAUCUUUAGAAAUUUUUUUACCAUAUCGUUCCCUCGUAAAAAAUUUUUUAAAUUAGAUUUUUAGUUAAAACUGCUUUUUAGAGGUACUGUUACUUGAAACAUAUCCUAAAAUAUUCUUAACGAGGGUAGAAGUUUUCAAAGACGUUUGAUUUUUAUCUUAAUGUUCGAACUUAAAACCUCGUAUAUAACGAAAUGUUUUUCUAAAUUUUUAAUAAACAUUUAACUAACUUUAAAAAAAUAUGCUUUAAAUUAUAUGUAA
Ceratitis capitata (Mediterranean fruit fly) is the source of this 1635-nucleotide messenger RNA. Its product is annotated as venom acid phosphatase Acph-1. Gene Ontology annotation, biological process: dephosphorylation. Gene Ontology annotation, molecular function: phosphatase activity. The transcript is spliced from 7 exons. Bases 1 to 1194 code for a protein of 397 amino acids. The record is from RefSeq and is a predicted model, not a curated record. Lineage: Eukaryota; Metazoa; Arthropoda; Insecta; Diptera; Tephritidae.